Messenger RNA from Scomber scombrus (Atlantic mackerel), 6129 nucleotides. RefSeq names its product Cbl proto-oncogene, E3 ubiquitin protein ligase (gene cbl). Gene Ontology annotation, molecular function: phosphotyrosine residue binding; SH3 domain binding; calcium ion binding. Gene Ontology annotation, cellular component: membrane raft; plasma membrane. The transcript has 16 exons. NCBI's taxonomy places the organism in Eukaryota, Metazoa, Chordata, Actinopteri, Scombriformes, Scombridae. The record is from RefSeq and is a predicted model, not a curated record. The coding region runs from base 748 to 3618 and encodes 956 amino acids. Gene Ontology annotation, biological process: negative regulation of epidermal growth factor-activated receptor activity; cell surface receptor signaling pathway.
UGUGUGUGAUAAGCUUUCGCAGUUUUAAAGCGCAACUUCCUCUCCUCGCUCCCCGGUGUGUGUGUGUGUAUACGUGUGUGUGUGUGUGUGUGUGUGUGUGUGUGUGUGUGUGUGUGUUCUGUCGUCAGCCUCGCAAGCCCGCAGAGGAAGGCUGACACUGUCACACACAGCCACUGAACUUCCCGUCAAGACAACUCAGCACAGGCGAGAAAAAAGCUGCUGCUGCUGCUGACAAAAAAGAAAAAAAGGGGGAACAACAUCAAGAGAAGAGAAGAGGACACACACACACUCUCCGGGUCCACAAGGCAAAGAAAACGGUGCCAUUGUCCUCCAGCUGAGGGGACGAGCAGAGGCAGGUCUGGUGCUCUGCUGCGCGGCUCCCUGCAGAGAGUAGCCCGGCUAGCUGCAGCACGGAGCGGCUUGCACAGGCUGUGAGUGAGGGGCUUAUUUUAGCCACAAUCGGGACAUUUAUCUUACUGAUGGGAGCUUUUAUCCGAUAGUCAUCCAUCCCUUCCCUUCCCUUCCUCUACCCCCCCACUCCUAUUCCCUUCCCCCCCUCACCACCGUCGGACCCUGGCUCGGAUCCGCCACUCGGGCGCUGUCCUCGCCGGGGGGUGCCGGAUCAUCACCACCAUCAUCUCCCGGUCCAGCUAACUCCCAGGAGGCGGUUCGGUGCGCCCCUGACCCCCCGGCCCCCUUUUCCUCGCCUGUCUGCCGGUGUGGCCGACCCCUAGCCGAGCCCUGAACAUGGCAGGGAACCUGAAGAAAGGCGGGGGGCUCAUCGGCAUGAUGAAGGAUGCCUUCCAGCCGCACCACCACCACCUCCACUCCCAUCACCAGCCCGGGGCCGUGGACAAAAAGACGGUGGAGAAAUGCUGGAAGCUGAUGGACAAGGUGGUGCGUCUGUGCCAAAACCCCAAAUUGGCUCUGAAGAACAGCCCCCCUUACAUCCUGGACCUGCUGCCAGACACCUACCAGCACCUGCGCACCAUUUUGUCCCGCUAUGAGGGCAAAAUGGAGACUCUGGGGGACAAUGAGUACUUCCGGGUCUUCAUGGAGAACCUAACCAAGAAAACCAAGCAGACCAUCAGCUUGUUCAAGGAAGGCAAAGAGCGCAUGUACGAGGAGAAUUCUCAACCCAGGCGGAACCUCACCAAGCUGUCGCUGAUCUUCAGUCACAUGCUUGCUGAGCUGAAGGCCAUCUUCCCCAACGGUCUGUUUCAGGGUGACAACUUCCGCAUCACCAAGGCGGACGCUGCAGAGUUCUGGAGGCGCUCCUUCGGGGACAAGACCAUCGUGCCUUGGAAGGUUUUCCGUCAGUCUCUCCACGAGUUUCAUGCCAUCAGCUCCGGAUUGGAAGCCAUGGCCCUCAAGUCCACCAUAGACCUCACCUGCAACGACUACAUCUCUGUCUUUGAGUUUGACAUCUUCACUAGGCUAUUCCAGCCUUGGUCGUCCCUUCUGCGGAACUGGAACAGCUUGGCAGUUACUCAUCCCGGGUACAUGGCCUUCCUCACGUACGAUGAGGUCAAAGCACGGCUGCAGAAGUUCAUUCACAAGCCUGGCAGUUACAUCUUCCGACUGAGUUGCACAAGGCUGGGCCAGUGGGCCAUCGGCUACGUGACAGCAGAUGGAAACAUACUCCAGACCAUUCCCCACAAUAAACCCCUCUUCCAAGCUCUCAUCGAUGGCUUCAGGGAAGGAUUCUAUUUAUUCCCUGAUGGCCGGACCCAGAACCCUGACCUGACAGGACUGUGUGAGCCUUCGCCUCAAGACCACAUCAAAGUCACACAGGAGCAAUAUGAGCUGUACUGUGAGAUGGGCUCGACUUUCCAGCUGUGUAAGAUCUGUGCAGAGAAUGACAAAGAUGUGAAGAUUGAGCCCUGUGGUCAUCUCAUGUGUACCUCCUGUCUCACUGCCUGGCAGGAGUCAGAAGGUCAGGGAACGGGAUGUCCCUUCUGUCGCUGUGAGAUUAAGGGUACGGAGCCUAUCGUCGUGGAUCCUUUUGACCCCAAGGACAACAGUGGGGGCUCAUGCAGGCUCAUGUUCGGGGCUGAGGGUGCUCCAUCACCCAGUUAUGAUGAUGAUGACGAUGACAGACUUGAAGACCCCCACCUCAUGAUGAGCAAACUUGCCUGUACAAAGGUGGAGCGGCCUCCAUCACCAAUGUCCACGGCUCCUCAGUCCUCUCUUCCUCCCGUUCCGCCCAGGCUAGACCUGCUACCACACAGAUCUUCCAACUCCCCUGGUGCCUCCAGCCCUGGAGCCACCUCUAAGGCAGCAUCUCACCACAAAGACAAGCCUCUACCACUCCCCCCAGCGCUGAGGGAUCUCCCCCCUCCUCCUCCUCCAGACCGUCCCCACACCGCGGGGGCGGGCCCUGAUGGACGGAUGCAAAGGCGGCCAUUACCCUGCACUCCGGGGGACCCCCUUCGAGAUAAACUGCCUCCAGCUCCCCCAAACCGGCAGAUGGCUGACUGGAACUCCAGGCCUGUUCCCAAGGCCCCCACCUCAUCUUCCUCAUCCUCCUCAUCAUCUUCCUCGUCCACCCAAGUGUCCAGUCUGGGUGGGGAUAUUCGGGCAGGUGUUAGGGAACUCUCCAACCGACACUCCCUCCCCUUGGCGCUGCCCUCUGCUCUGGACACACGCUCGGACUCACAGAAGAACAACAGCUCCCUCAGUCUGGACCAUCAGCUGAAUUUUGCUGCAGCAGCCGGUCAAGAUUAUGACAACCCCAAAGUCAAGCCCUCAGCUUCAGCCAACGCUAUCUAUGCACUGGCAAACAGACCGGCUUCAGCUUUGAGGUCAGUGACAAGCGAGGAGGCACGUGACAGUGACGAGGAGUCAGAGUACAUGAUCCCCUCGUCUCGUCCUGUCCUGCCCCCCAUCACAGUGCCACCUGUAGGAGAUUCUCCACCAGUCCUGAGGCCACAACAUCAGCCUCUAUCAGCACUCCAGUCACAGGCCCAAGCCCCCACCCUCAACUCAAGGCUGGCACUGGGUGAACUAGAGGAUGGACCUCAAAUGUAUGAAGCCAUGUACAACAUCCAGGCCAGGUCACAGCAAGCCAGAGAUUCAGAUUAUUCAGAGUUGCCCCCUCUGGCAAUGACCAAUGGUCCCAGAGACCACCCAGCAGAGGACAGAGAAGAAGAAGAAAAUGGCUACGAUUUCCCGAAACCCCGACUGCCGUUGCCCCUUGCACGACGGACCCUUUCAGAACUGGCAGGGUCUUCAUCCUCCUCUUCAUCCUCUUCUUCAAGUUCAUCCUCCACAGCUGCUUUCAGCCGCCUUUCUUUAGAUUCUGACGCUGGAGCUGCUGCAUCCUUCUCAGAGGUGGUGGAAGCACCAGAGAGACCCCCAAAGCCCCUGCCCAGACGAAUCAACUCAGAGCGUCGGCCCAGCCCUGUCCCACCCGUCCCUGCCGUUCCCAGCAGUGGAGCAACAGGAGGAGAAGCCAACUCUCAAAUUAGUAGUGAGAUAGAGCACCUCAUGAGUCAGGGAUACUCGUACCAGGACAUCCAGAAAGCACUGAUGAUUGCACAGAACAAUAUUGAAAUGGCUAAAAAUAUCCUGCGCGAGUUUGUCUCUAUUCCCUCCACCGCGCAUAUUCUAACAUAGCACACUUCCUGUGCCCUCUCUCAUGUUUGCUCUCUCGCCCUCGCUUGGCCCAGCCUGGUUGGGUUAAGGUUGGCACAGCCCAACCCAAAGCCCAUUGCCUGCAGCACUACCUCCGGUGCUGGCUGACGCCCCACGCCCCUGUGGAUUUUUUAACUGGCUGUUACUCCAGUGAGCUCACAGCAUCUCUGGGACUCUGCGCCCUGCACUCCAUGCGCUUUCAACAGUGUCUGGCCUUCUUUUAAACUGCUCCAGCAGGCCUCUUCCUUUUCAAGAACAUCUCCGCAGGACUGACCAAACGCAUGUGGAACAAUGAUGGGACGCCACAUGGUGUGAGACUUUCGCAGGAAUCCUGGAAAGACAAGAUUCUUAUCUUUCAUUUUGAAGCCUCUUGCUGAAAAUGUAACCAACACCUCACAAAUAAAACUAAAAAUGUAUGUCUAUAUGAAAAUUUAAUAUAUGAGUAAAUGUAUAUUAAAUGUGUGUAAUAUAUACAGUACGUGCAUAUACAGUAUGUGAAAAUGAUUUCAGCUUCGAGGUUCGCUGUUGGUACAAGCGUUAUGUGUAGACAGGGACCAGAUUCUGUCAGACUGAGGCAUGCGAGUGUGGAGAAGUAUCUGUGAGGAAGAGGAAGAGUCAGGGGGUCUUCCUCACCAGGAUCUGUCAGUCAGCAGCAGCUUAGAAGAUAUCCAGCGGCGCUUUUUCAUUAUGAAUCCAGUCUGUUAUGGCCUUUAAUUAACAACAUUUCUUUGGUACUUUUUUUUUGUUGGUUUUUUUUUUUUUUUUUUUUUUUGAAAACAUGCUUGUUUUGUCGUGUUGUAUCUUUGCAUGACGAUGGUUAUGACGAUGGUUUCAGGUCUGGACUGUUAUCUGGCUGUGUGUGUGUGUGUGUGUGUGUGUGUGUGUGUGUGUGUGUGUGUGUGUGUGUGUGUGUGUGUGUGUGUGUGUGUGUGUGUGUGUGUGUGUGUGUGUGUGUGUGUGUGUGUGUGUGUGUGUGUGUGUGUGUGUGUGUGUGUGUGUGUGUGUGUGUGUGUGUGAGAACUGCUCUUAAAUGAACCCCUGUUCCUGUACAACAUGAAUGUGGAAUUACAGUCAGUAUACUCAGACUACUGCUCUAACUCAUAUGGCAGGGCCUAGUGUAGCUGUACAGCCUGGCAGUGAGAUAAUUCGAGGACGUACUAAUGUUGACGACCCUGCAGUACCAGACAGGCUAGUGCUCUGUGAUCCGUGGCGGCUGAAACGUUUUCAUUUUGUCUUUGGCUGGCUGACUCGGGUUUCUGUCUCCAGCUCGGUCCGGUGUUAUGAAACAAAAAAAAAAAUUGUUAUUGAUUUACUUUGGUAAUAUAUUAUUGUAAUAUGAUCAUAAAUAUUGUUAUUAUCAUUAAUUCAGAAGUGCUUCACUGCUGCUACUAUUGUUAGUGCUAAACAAUUAAGCCUUAAAUGUACAUUUGUGAAUAUUGUGUUUAACCGUGUUCUUUAAAGUGACAGUAUCACCCGUGUUUUUCCAGUCCGUAAUGUAGCAUACUUGAAAGUACAAGCGGCUUGUGAGCCUGCAGCCCUCUCAAGCUGUCGACUCUUCAGUGUUUUAAACCUUCUUUUUUUUUUCCUCUCUGAUUCUCUGCAGGUCGACUCUGUAAUAAAGUAAACAAAAUGCAUUUAGUCAUAGAUUCAGGCUUCACUUUGACAUCCAUUUCCUUUCUUCUCGGGGGAUCGCCCCACUAAAAGGAAGUGAUUGCUGAGGCUUUUAAAAAGUAGGCUCAUGGGUUUGCUGGCCCACCCCCAAGUCUACAUAAAAAAUCAGUAUUUGGGCCAACUGUAAGAACUAACUCAGGAAUAAUGUUUAUCUUAACAAGUGGCGUUCACCCUGGCUGUCCAAAACCGGAGAAGACUCUUUAUUGGCAUAGACAGCAGCUCACCUGCCAUCUGCUUGUCCUGGUGACAUGUAGCCUAAAGUAUCCGCUUAAUGAAGUCACACCAGUAGCCUAUUACUUUUUUUUUUUUUUUUUUGUCACAUUAUAACUUGCACAUUUUACAUUUUACUUCCUUUUGUUCGCAGGACUAGAGAGAGCAGCUUCAUUUCCAGGUACUAUGAAUGAACAGAUUAAUAAAUGCAAGGAGCUUUUAGGUACAUUGAAUUGAACCUCUCCCAGCAUGUGAAGAAUGUUUUUGUUUAUUUUGGGAGGGUGUGAAUCCUGUCAAUAGCUAAUUAGCUUUAGCUUAUACUGGGUAAUGCUGUCUGUUGACUGGACGCUGUCUCCGCGCUGUCCGGCCAUCCUCUAGUUCCUUUUUUUUCCUGUUCCUAGUUGCCUUGAGAAACUUCUUGAAUGAUGGGUAAUGGACAUGGGGAGUUCCCCGAUCCUCAUUACUGUACCAAUGUUUUGUUAAUGUUUCAAGGACAGCACAAGUCAUUGUUGUGUAUUAUUUACCUUUUAUUUGUUUUUCACACAGUAUACCAAUUUGUGCUUUGAUACUGUCACUCUAAAGGAAAGCAAAUUGUAUAGUUAGUGGUAUAAA